This is a messenger RNA of Clonostachys byssicola, 381 nucleotides long. Lineage: Eukaryota; Fungi; Ascomycota; Sordariomycetes; Hypocreales; Bionectriaceae. The record is from the annotation of a GenBank genome assembly.
AUGGUGAACUUCAAACAGCUCUCAGUGGCCACAGGCCUUCUCCUUCUCAACUUCCCGGCGCAGUCUCUCGCCACAGAGACUGGUUAUUCUCGCUCCGGCGUGGGAAACCGUGCCAGACGAGACAUUGACUCUGCCGCCCUCCCCGCGGACCUUGACCCCCGCGACCCCUUCUUUGGCCUCAUUGGUCUAGCCGCCAAGGGUAUUGGCAAGGGCGUCUCGCAGAUUAUAAAGCACAAGAAUAGCCAGAAGAAACACAAGAAGAGGCCCGUUGGCAGGCCAAGGAAGAAACCGGCCCCAAAGAGGCCUGCCAGGGGACGUGGACCUGCCCGCAAGCCGGCGAGGCGCAAGGGGAAGAGAGCGGUGCGCGGGUUUCGAGGAUGA